Molecule: messenger RNA, 1779 nt
Organism: Sinocyclocheilus rhinocerous
Lineage: Eukaryota; Metazoa; Chordata; Actinopteri; Cypriniformes; Cyprinidae
Product: acid ceramidase-like
Exons: 13
Coding region: 95-1315 (406 amino acids)
Biological process (GO): fatty acid metabolic process
Cellular component (GO): lysosome
Molecular function (GO): fatty acid amide hydrolase activity; N-acylsphingosine amidohydrolase activity
Source: RefSeq, a predicted model, not a curated record
CUUCGCGGAAAGACAAUGAAGCCAAUAUCAGUUCAUGACAUUGUUGUUAUAUCUUUAUUUCUUUUCUCACAGUUUGUUCGAGGGGUAAGAAUGAAUGCGUUUCCUGCACCAGAGUGAUCUGUUCUUCAUUAUAAAAUGUAUCAGGCUGUUUUGUGAGCUGGUUCACUUUGAGCUGGUGUCACGCUUUACUCACUACUGUCUGUAUUUGCAGCUGGAGGAUUGCAGAAGUGGAAUGUAUCCACCUAAAGGACCAACGUUUAAAGGUAAUGUGACCUGGUACACUGUUAAUCUCGAUUUACCUCCUAGUGAGAGAUGGACGCAAGUGAUCAAAGAUAAAAACACAGAGUUGAUCACAAUGGUACAAACAAUAAAAGACCUGGCCAAGGACUUUUUUGAUGGAAAACUUGUUGAUUUAGUAGACGAGGAGCUGCCUUUGAUUGUGGAUACACUUCCACAACCUUUCAGUGAUGAAAUCAAGGGAAUAGCAGCGGUUUCUGGCAUCCCUCUAGGUGAAAUUACACUGUUCAAUAUCUUUUAUGAGGUUUUCACUGUUUGCACAUCAAUUGUUGCAGAAGACUUUAAUGGAAAUAUUUACCAUGGCCGGAAUUUGGACUUUGGACUGUUUAUGGGGUGGGAUCGACAGAAUAAAUCAUGGACUUUAACAGAGAAGCUUAAGCCUCUUGUGGUGAAUGUCAAUUUCCAAAGAGACAACAAAACCGUCUUUAAAUCCACAAACUUUGCUGGAUAUGUUGGCAUGCUCACUGGAAUUAGACCUGGUGAAUUCAGUCUAACAACGAAUGAGCGUUUCAACCUUGAUGGGGGUUAUGUAGGGAUUCUGGAAUGGAUUUUUGGCAAGCGAGAUGGAAUGUGGAUGGGUUUUCUCACUCGGAAAGUUCUGGAAAAUGCUACCAGUUAUGAGGAUGCCAAAGGCCAGCUCUCUCUGACGAAACUGCUUGCACCCGCUUACUUCAUCUUGGGUGGUAACCGAACGGGUCAGGGUUGUGUGAUAACCAGGACGAGAAUAAACACAUUAGACAUAUGGGAACUUUAUAUGAAGCUUGGGAGAUGGUACGUCCUGGAAACAAACUAUGAUCACUGGGAAAAGCCUAUGAUAUUUGAUGACCGCAGAACACCUGCAAUGAAGUGCAUGAAUCAAACCACACAAGCGAAUAUUUCUCUGGCAUCAAUAUAUGAUGUUCUGUCUACAAAACCGGUUCUUAAUAAAUUGACAACCUACACGUCACUGAUGGAAGUGUCUACUGGAUCUCUGGAGUCUUAUAUCAGAGAUUGUCCAAAUCCAUGUACGCCAUGGUGAUCUGCCAUCAAAUCUGAAUUAACUAAGGCAUAUGAAAUACUGUUCUGGAUAUCUGUCAUUACAGGGCGGUGUAUAAGAAAAGGAGGAUGUUAAAAAUCAUAAUGGUUGCAAUUCUAUCUCUGAACUUGCACAUAUCUCUUCACAUGGACACGUCUGUUGUAACUGCUUUACCACUGCAGCAUUUGUGCAAUUGUUUCAAUUUUGCAUAACAAACUCUGAAUAACCACACAUUUUAAAUGGAAAUGUUUUUUUUAUAUAUUUUCUUUGAGUGUUGCCUUUUUCUUUAAUAUUUUGAUGAUAUAAGGAAAUCAGUUUUUCUGAAACCCUUGGUAAUGAUGCUGAAAAGUAUUUUUGUAAUUUAUACUGACAUUUUAUGUGUCUCUUGCUGGGACUGUGUUGAAUGUGUAAGUGGAGGUAUUACGAGUUACAAACAGUAAUAAAAUGUUUCAUCAACAAAGGCUAAA